UGUUUUUACAAUGGAUUGUUUUUGUUUCAUAAACAACGAACAUGUGUUCUUAACGUUAUUGGAUUUUGGUUGCCGGGUAACCUAUUGUAAAUUCCCUUGAUAAUUCUUUGUAUAUUCCAUUCAUUUUAUGAGGAACAUCUGAACAAAUAAACGAAUCGAUCUUAAAAUUUUACUGUUAUUAAAGUGAGUUUCGUCUACUUAUUUAAUUAAAGCUCUCCCAUUUUCAAAGUGUAAAAUAAUGACAAAAAUUUUAAAUUUUGGGCGGAGUUUUCUUUUAUGGUAUGCUCAUGACCAUGUACAUUUUAGAUUACAGGAGUUUUAUGCUAUUACAAAAAUGUUAAACAUCAAUUUUGAGUGGAUUGAAGAACCAUCAUUGAAUGAACCAUUCUUUUUGAUCAAUGUUUCUUCACCAUGUGACGUUAAAAAAAUCAUGUCAAGAACUGUUUUAAUUAGGUCAGCUUAUGAAUUAUGGGCAAGAAGCAAGACAAUCUCUGAGCUCCAUAAUAAUUUGAAAAUCAUUCCAAAAAGUUUUGUUGAGCCAUACUGUAGGGAAGAUGUUUCAUUUAGGAUCAUGGUAGAAUCCUUUGGGAAGAAGAUGAGUAAGGAACACAAAGUAGAAAGAAUUGAUGAGCUUGCUUUCAUAGGUUUUGAGGGUCCAAUUAAAUUGAAUAAUCCAGAUCAUAGUUUUCUUUUGAUGGAAUAUUUUGGAACAGAUCGGAAUUUUGCUCCAGAUUCACCAUAUGAUGUUUUCUUUGGUCGAUGGAUAGCUGAUGGUCAAAGGACAGUGUGUCAAAAGAUCAAUCUAAAAACACGUAAGUUCAUAGGAAAUACAACAAUGGACCCUUUAUUGUCUUUGGUCAUGGCUAAUAUGGCUUGUAUCAAACAUGGAGAUAUUGUAUUGGAUCCAUUUGUUGGAACAGGUGGACUUCUUAUUGCUGCAGCUCACUUUGGUGGUUAUGUGUUUGGCACAGAUAUCGAUUACUUAAUGCUGCAUGGAAAAGAUAAACCAUCCCGUUUGAAUCAAAAGAAGAGAGCACCUGAUGAAUCCAUUUUAGCUAAUAUGAAACAAUAUGGUUAUGAAUCUCAUUAUUUAGAUGUCAUUGUUGCAGAUGCUGCACUUCCGCUCUGGCGUUGUGAAUCAUUCUUUGAUGCUAUUAUCACUGACCCACCAUAUGGUAUAAGGGAAUCAACUGAAAGGAUUGGUACAGAAAAAGAAUAUAAAAUUCCAGAACAUUUAGCUUUAAAUCACAUACCAUCUAAAGUUACCUACAGUUUACAAGAAAUUAUAGAAGAUCUACUUGAUUUUAGCUCAGUAUAUUUAAAGUUAAAUGGACGAUUAGUUUAUUGGAUGCCUUCUUUUAAUGCUGAUUUUGACACAAAACAGUUGCCUUGUCAUCCUUGUCUAAAACUCGUAAGUUAUUGCAAACAAGCACUCACGGGUCAUUCAUCUCGUUACCUCAUAACUAUGGAAAAAAUCAAAGAAAAUGUGAAUGCCUCUGAGAAAGGAUAUGUUCCAGAAACCAUGUUGCAUUUUCGUAAAAAAUACUUCGGAAGAAAAAAGACUGAAGAGUAAUUUUACAGAUCUAUGUUUAAAUAAAUUAUUAAUUUUAGUAAAGUUUUGUAAUUAAAGUUCAAA
This is a messenger RNA of Argiope bruennichi, 1636 nucleotides long. RefSeq names its product tRNA (guanine(10)-N2)-methyltransferase homolog. Lineage: Eukaryota; Metazoa; Arthropoda; Arachnida; Araneae; Araneidae. The transcript is spliced from 14 exons. Gene Ontology annotation, cellular component: cytoplasm. The record is from RefSeq and is a predicted model, not a curated record. Bases 239 to 1573 code for a protein of 444 amino acids. Gene Ontology annotation, molecular function: nucleic acid binding. Gene Ontology annotation, biological process: methylation.